Molecule: messenger RNA, 4059 nt
Organism: Dreissena polymorpha
Lineage: Eukaryota; Metazoa; Mollusca; Bivalvia; Myida; Dreissenidae
Product: fibrillin-3-like
Exons: 26
Coding region: 1-4059 (1352 amino acids)
Molecular function (GO): calcium ion binding
Source: RefSeq, a predicted model, not a curated record
AUGCACUACAAUUUGAUCUGCUACCGAAAACAGGAGUGGUACAACAGAAACCGUCACUUGAAACAAAACAUCCAUGUCUACUCACAACGUCUGCCUACUUGCCCAUGUGACGUCGGGCUGGCCCAAUGGGAUCCUUGGUUUUGGCAGAUCCGCCGCCAAGUGCGUCAGCCUGAUAGCAAAGAUUUUGUCUGCGUGGACAUGAUUCUGGGCGAAACAUUCAAACCAUAUGGCAAGUCGUGCUGUUAUUACCGCUCGACAUUGACAUUCGUGGACAUGCAGCCUUUAUCUGGUGGAUUUUACUUCGCACAUCCGUCAUACUCACCACGUGAUCAUGAGACAAAUGAUGUUAUUAUGAAAGACAAGUGCUGCGCGAAAUCAGAAUACUGCGAUCUCUAUUACGAGUUGCAUCCUACAGGCACAUGCUACACCGAGUCUCCAUACAGAUUUGGUUCCUUCUGGGGAGAUCCGCACAUGCGCACACUGGACGGAAUGAACUACACAUUCAACGGACUCGGCGAAUACGUGUUGCUAAGCAUUGAGACGUCAAAUGUAAAAUUUUCCCUCCAAGCUAGGACUGAGAGGGCAGUAAAGGAAGAUGGGAACCUGUCUGACGCUACAAUCUUCACGGCCUUUGCAGCUAAAGAUCAUUCAAAUUCGUCAAUACACGUUGAACUUAAUAGGGCAAAAGACAAUGUUACUUUGUACGGCAAUGGCAUCGAUCUUACAAAGACUCUUCGGGAAGAACACAACGACAUGUUUGUGUUUAAUACGUCCACACUCACAAUUCAUGAAGAUGACGGCGUCUUGAGGAUGUCAUUCCUUGAGAUAGGGAUAACCCUCGAAAUAGGAAAAGGAGCAGGAAUGUUGUCACUAGAUGCGAUUGUACCAAAGACAUUCAACAACGUGACUAAAGGUCUCCUAGGAAAUUUUGACGGAGACCCAUACAAUGAUUUUGUGUACCCAAAUGGAAGUCGGCUUCAUUUUAAUGCAAGCGAUAUGGAAAUAUUUUAUUACGGUCAGACAUGGUCCGUGAAUGAUACUUCGUCUGUGUUUAUCUAUGAUGACGGCAAGAAACAUUCCGAUUAUCACAACGCUUCUUACAUUCCGCGUUUCCUGGAUACCGUCGACAACGAAACGCUUGCUGAAGCUGAAAAGGCAUGCAACGGCUCAAAGAACAUAGAAUGCGUGUUCGACUAUGCAUUUACGUUGAACGAAAACAUUGCAAUAAUGACAAACAGCAAACGUGAAAAUAUUGACAAGAACGAAAAAGAAAUAGAUAAAGUCGUGCCAACCAUAAAUAAUACGUGCAUUGUAAAUGCAAUGGUUGGAGAUCAAAUUUCGUGCAAGUUAAAUCUCGAUGAUGGGUUAAGUAUAGAAUUUGUGAACAAAGAAAAUAAUAAUUCAACAUAUAAUAGAACGUCAAAGACGCUCUAUUUCAAACAGAUUGAUGAAAGUCCACAUAAUAUAUGGUUUGUUGCCAUCAACGACCAAUCAACGAAAUCUCAGCAGCACACUGUACAGGUGCAGCUAUGCACUGGUUGCAAUAAGAAUGGUAAUUGCUCUACGGCAGUGCGGCAGGACCGUCGAGAGAAUGCAUAUUUCAAGUACUCUGCAUGCGUUUGCAACUCUGGAUACACAGGAGACGACUGUGAAAAACAAAUCGACUGGUGCGCUGGAAGUCCUUGCUCUCUUGGAAGAAACUGUACCAACGUCCCCCAGAAAGGAACAUACUCGUGUUUUUCUUGCCCGAACGGAUAUGCUGGAGUGCCGGGUACAAACGAUUGCAUUGAUAUUAACGAAUGCAACUCGUCUAAUCCCUGCGACCAUAUGUGUCUCAAUACUGAGGGAAGUUACUCGUGCGAUUGCAGACAAGGAUUCCGAGUCGAUGCAAAUAACGAACAUAAAUGCAUCGAUAUAAACGAAUGUAACGAGGCUACACACAACUGUACUCAGAUCUGCGAUAACACAAUAGGCAGCUUUCGCUGCAAAUGUCAGGACGGCUUUAUCUUUAAUUUGUCGAAUUGGACAUGUGAACCAGAUGAAUCAGACCCAUGUGCUACAUCAACACUUAACUGCACUCAAACCGCGGGAUGUACCAUGAAUACGGACAAUAAGACCACUUGCUUCUGUAAUGCAGGAUUUAUUUUCAAUAGAACAUCCUUUCAAUGUCAAGAUGUUAACGAAUGCUCUCAAAAUAUUUGUCCUCAAGACUGCAUGAACACGAUCGGCAGUUUUCAGUGCAGCUGCAUAGCGGGUUACCAGUUGAUUGACAAGGUCUCAUGUGAAUCAUGUGAGGUUCCAAACUGGGGUUUGAACUGUUCACAAACCUGCGACUGUACCGGACGAGGUGCCGAGAGAUGCGAUCCUGUUAGAGGCUGCGUCUGUUCCGAAGGUUGGACAGGAAGUUCUUGUGACGAUGACGUCGACGAGUGCAAGGAGCAUCCUGGAGUUUGCGAGGAUGCUAGGAAGUCAUGUUCUAACAACAUUGGCUCGUACAGCUGUGUUUGUUUGCAAGGAUACGCUGAAGAUGCUGAUGGAAAUUGCCGAGAUAUCGAUGAGUGCUCUGAUCCACUGCUGCACGAGUGUAGUCAGACGUGUUUGAAUGCUGAAGGCAGCUACACAUGUGGAUGUAAACACGGCUACACAGAAGUCAAUUCGACACAUUGUACAGACAUUAAUGAGUGCGAUUUAAAUUUGGCGGGCUGUGAACAGAUGUGCGAAAACCAUCCAGGAUAUUACAACUGUUACUGCUAUUUCGGAUACAGACUCAACGACGACAGGAACACAUGUAGUAAAGUGAAAGAUUUUUGCAAGGAACUUAGCAAUCUAACAUGCGCCGGCUAUUGUGAGGUACGAAACAGAACUGCAUCAUGUCAAUGUCAACAAGGCUUUGAACUUACCUCUGAUAAACAAACUUGUGCAGAUGUCGAUGAAUGUGAAAAGGGCAACAAAUGUUCGAAUGGAGCCAACUGUACGAACACUGUUGGUUCAUUUGUGUGUGAAUGUCCUGUCGGUAUGAAGCUGCAAAAUGACAAAAGAACAUGUACAGAAUGUGACAAGUAUCACUACGGCAAAGAGUGUUCACUUACGUGUUCGUGUAUCAACGGUGUAUGUAACAGUGCCGUAGGCUGCGUGUGUGAUCCAGGCUGGACAGGGAUAAGUUGCGACGUUGACGUCGACGAAUGCAGGGGUAGCAAGGUGGUCUGCAAUGAGACCAAAACGCAGUGUGUGAACACGCCGGGCAGCGCCUCUUGCGUCUGUCAAGAGGGCUACUCGAAAAACAUAUCAUCGGGAAAGUGCGAAGAUGUAAACGAAUGCCAGACUUCUUCCAUGAACACGUGUAAUCAAGAAUGCAUUAACACACCCGGAAGUUUUCUAUGUAGUUGCAGAGCAGGUUUUGUUUUCAAAAAUGGAAAAUGUAACGAUAUUAAUGAGUGCUUUGGCGAGCACGAAUGUCAACAACAAUGUGUCAACACACUUGGUAGCUACAGAUGCUCUUGCGAAUCGGGAUUCGUUCUAGAUCUUACUGACCGAAAGUCGUGCGAUGCUGAGACAAAGUGUACGUUAAAUCAAGCUGCUAACUGCUCUAGAAAUGCUUCUUGUUCUGUUUCCUACGGCGAGGUUAUAUGUGUUUGUCCUAAUGGAUACAACGGGACCUUUUGUACAGACAUCGACGAGUGUGCAAAUGGUAAGGAAACAUGUGACCAAAACUGUAGCAAUACAAUUGGUGGAUACACAUGCGAGUGUCAAGCUGGAUAUCUCCUGCAAAACGAUAAUGCCACGUGCACAAAGUGCUUGAACUGGACAUACGGUGAGAAUUGUUCUACGAAAUGUAAAUGCAAUGUGACCAAUACUGAGACUUGCAACCCAACAAACGGAACUUGUACGUGUUUAAAUGGCUGGCAUGGUGGACUGUGCUACGAUGACGUCAACGAAUGUAACUCAACUUCAAACGUGUGUCCCAAAAAUUCCCAAUGUAUAAACCUGUCAGGCAGUUUUACAUGCGAAUGUGACGCUGGAUAUCUAAAAAACAGCUCCGGUCUGUGUCAAGGUAAGUGA